GUCUCCAGAGACUGACCCAUGGCUCAGGCUGCCCAGGUGCAGCUGUGACCUCCAGGGUUCAGAGGCCGGUUGACUACGAAGCCCAGUUAUCCGUCCAGCCACACGUCCGCGCUCCGAACUGGUCGCCUGACCCCCCGCCACGCCGAUCUUCCAACCUCCUCACUCCGGACCACCCUCAGUCCACUAACGAGGCUGUCCCUGUUUCUGCCCCAACAGCUUCCAAGUGCCAGAUGAUGGAGGAGCGUGCCAACUUGAUGCACAUGAUGAAACUCAGCGUCAAAGUCUUGCUUCAAUCAGCCCUGAGCCUGGGCCGCAGCCUGGAUGCGGACCAUGCCCCCUUGCAGCAGUUCUUCGUGGUGAUGGAGCAUUGCCUCAAACACGGGCUGAAAGUUAAGAAGAGUUUCAUUGGCCAAAAUAAAUCUUUCUUUGGUCCUUUGGAGCUGGUGGAGAAACUUUGUCCAGAAGCAUCAGAUAUAGCCACUAGUGUCAGAAAUCUGCCAGAAUUAAAGACGGCUGUGGGAAGAGGCAGAGCCUGGCUGUAUCUUGCACUCAUGCAGAAGAAACUGGCAGAUUAUCUGAAGGUGCUCAUAGACAAUAAACAUCUCUUAAGUGAGUUCUAUGAGCCCGAGGCGUUAAUGAUGGAGGAAGAAGGGACAGUGAUUGUUGGUCUGCUGGUGGGACUCAAUGUUCUUGAUGCCAAUCUCUGCUUAAAAGGAGAAGACUUGGAUUCUCAGGUUGGAGUGAUUGAUUUUUCCCUCUACUUUAAGGAUGUGCAGGAGCUUGAUAGUGGCAAAGAGCACGAAAGAAUUACUGAUGUCCUUGAUCAAAAAAAUUACGUGGAAGAACUUAACCGGCACUUAAGCUGCACAGUUGGGGAUCUUCAGAGCAAGAUAGAUGGCUUGGAAAAGACGAAUUCAAAACUUCAUGAAGAGCUUUCAGCUGCAACAGACCGGAUUUGUUCGCUUCAAGAAGAGCAGCAACAAUUAAGAGAACAAAACGAGUUAAUUCGCGAAAGAAGCGAGAAGAGCGUGGAGAUAACAAAACAAGACACAAAAGUUGAGCUGGAGACUUACAAGCAAACUCGGCAAGGUCUGGAUGAAAUGUAUAGUGAUGUGUGGAAGCAGCUAAAAGAAGAGAAGAAAAUCCGUUUGGAACUAGAAAGAGAACUGGAGUUACAGAUUGGAAUGAAGACAGAAAUGGAAAUUGCCAUGAAGCUGCUAGAAAAGGACACCCACGAGAAGCAGGACACCUUGGUCGCCCUCCGCCAGCAGCUGGAAGAAGUCAAAGCGAUUAAUUUACAGAUGUUCCACAAAGUUCAGAAUGCGGAGAGCUGUUUACAGCAGAAGAAUGAAGCCAUCACAUCUUUUGAAGAAAAGAACAACCAAGUUAUGUCUAGCAUGAAACAGAUGGAAGAAAGGUUGCAGCUGUCGGAGAGGGCGCGGCAGGGGGCGGAGGAGCGCAGUCGCAAGCUGCAGCAGGAGCUGGGCGUCCGGACAUGCGCGCUGCAGCAGCAGCUCUCACAGCUGCAUGAGCAGUGGAAGUGGAAAGCGUGUUCUGGAACAACUCCUGUGUGGGGCUGCUCUCUCCUCAGCCCUGUCUCCCUCCUGAAGCCAGACAGUGGCUGUGGGCUUGCUGAGUUUGAGAGCCUCGCAGGGCUAUACAUCAUCUUCAUCUUUUUUUUUCUUUUUUUAAGGUCAAAGCUCAAGAUGGAAGACAUCAAAGAAGUAAACAAGGCACUGAAGGGCCAUACGUGGCUGAAGGAUGAUGAAGCAACGCACUGUAAGCAGUGUGAAAAGGAGUUCUCCAUCUCCCGGAGAAAGCACCACUGCCGCCACUGCGGCCACAUCUUCUGCAACACGUGCUCCAGCAACGAGCUGGCCCUGCCGUCCUACCCCAGGCCAGUGCGCGUGUGCGACAGCUGCCACACGCUGCUCCUGCAGCGCUGCUCCUCCUCCACGGGUGACUGACCGGCGCUCGGACACAGCCUGCCCGCCGGGGAGGCCCACCCCCCCAGGGUGUCUGCGGUGGACCUGUCCGGAUCGAAACUCCUCCUCCUCCCUUGGCUACUGGCUUUGGCUCAGAUGUAAUUUCAUGAUUUUGCUACUGUCAUUUUUCACUUUUCACAAAAUGACGCGGUUUUACAGCAGUUGUACCAGUGUAGUGAGCUCCCAGUUCCUCUCCCCCUGCACUGUGCCUUCCCUGCUUCCGUCGAGAGAUUGGCUACGUCACACCCUGUCAAUGUCUCUAGACCUGCAAUAAAAUCCUUUAUUUUUCA
This is a messenger RNA of Ailuropoda melanoleuca (giant panda), 2275 nucleotides long. RefSeq names its product RUN and FYVE domain containing 1 (gene RUFY1). Gene Ontology annotation, biological process: protein transport; regulation of endocytosis. Gene Ontology annotation, cellular component: intracellular membrane-bounded organelle; cytoplasm. Lineage: Eukaryota; Metazoa; Chordata; Mammalia; Carnivora; Ursidae. The record is from RefSeq and is a predicted model, not a curated record. The transcript has 15 exons. Gene Ontology annotation, molecular function: metal ion binding. Bases 231 to 1967 code for a protein of 578 amino acids.